Pteronotus mesoamericanus is the source of this 1437-nucleotide messenger RNA. It is a transcript of the gene CHRM4, whose product is annotated as cholinergic receptor muscarinic 4. Gene Ontology annotation, biological process: G protein-coupled receptor signaling pathway, coupled to cyclic nucleotide second messenger; regulation of locomotion; adenylate cyclase-inhibiting G protein-coupled acetylcholine receptor signaling pathway. NCBI's taxonomy places the organism in Eukaryota, Metazoa, Chordata, Mammalia, Chiroptera, Mormoopidae. Gene Ontology annotation, molecular function: G protein-coupled acetylcholine receptor activity; G protein-coupled serotonin receptor activity. Gene Ontology annotation, cellular component: dendrite; plasma membrane; synapse. The coding region runs from base 1 to 1437 and encodes 478 amino acids. The record is from RefSeq and is a predicted model, not a curated record. The transcript has a single exon.
AUGGCGAAUUUCACACCGGUCAACGGCAGCUCGGGCAACCAGUCUGUGCAUCUGGUCACAUCAAGCCACAGCCGCUAUGAGACAGUGGAGAUGGUAUUCAUCGCCACGGUGACAGGCUCGCUGAGCCUGGUGACUGUGGUGGGCAACAUCCUGGUGAUGCUGUCCAUCAAGGUCAACAGGCAGCUGCAGACGGUCAACAACUACUUCCUCUUCAGCCUGGCGUGUGCUGACCUCAUCAUCGGCGCCUUCUCCAUGAACCUCUACACCGUGUACAUCAUCAAGGGCUACUGGCCUCUGGGCGCUGUGGUCUGUGACCUGUGGCUGGCCCUGGACUAUGUGGUGAGCAACGCCUCUGUCAUGAACCUGCUCAUUAUCAGCUUUGACCGGUACUUCUGCGUCACCAAGCCCCUCACCUACCCAGCCCGGCGCACCACCAAGAUGGCGGGCCUCAUGAUCGCUGCUGCCUGGGUCCUGUCCUUUGUGCUCUGGGCACCUGCCAUCUUAUUCUGGCAGUUUGUGGUGGGCAAGCGGACAGUGCCGGACAACCAGUGCUUCAUCCAGUUCCUGUCCAACCCAGCGGUGACCUUUGGCACCGCCAUCGCCGCCUUCUACCUGCCCGUGGUCAUCAUGACUGUGCUCUACAUUCACAUCUCCUUGGCCAGCCGCAGCCGAGUUCACAAGCACCGGCCCGAAGGCCCUAAGGAGAAGAAGGCCAAGACCCUGGCCUUCCUCAAGAGCCCCCUGAUGAAGCAGAGUGUCAAGAAAGCCCCGCCAGGAGAAGCUGAGCGAGAGCAGCUGCGCAACGGGAAGCUGGAGGAGGCCCCGCCACCCGUCCUGCCACCCCCGCCUCGCCCAGUGGCCGACAAGGACACUUCCAAUGAGUCCAGCUCAGGCAGUGCCACCCAGAACACCAAGGAACGACCACCCACAGAGCUGUCAACCACAGAGACCACCGCACCCGCCACGCCUGCCCCUCGCCUACAGCCACGGUCUCUCAACCCAGCCUCCAAAUGGUCCAAGAUCCAGAUUGUGACGAAGCACACAGGCAACGAGUGUGUGACAGCCAUCGAGAUUGUGCCUGCCACACCAGCUGGCAUGCGCCCAGCAGCCAACGUGGCCCGCAAAUUUGCCAGCAUUGCCCGCAACCAGGUGCGCAAGAAGCGGCAGAUGGCAGCCCGGGAGCGCAAGGUGACACGGACCAUCUUUGCAAUUCUGUUGGCCUUCAUCCUCACCUGGACACCCUACAAUGUCAUGGUCCUGGUGAACACCUUCUGCGAAAGCUGCGUCCCUGAAACGGUGUGGUCCAUUGGCUACUGGCUCUGCUACGUCAACAGCACCAUCAACCCUGCCUGCUAUGCCCUCUGCAACGCCACCUUUAAAAAGACCUUCAGGCACCUGCUGCUGUGCCAGUAUCGGAACAUUGGCACUGCCAGGUAG